This is a messenger RNA of Notolabrus celidotus (New Zealand spotty), 5469 nucleotides long. It is a transcript of the gene f8, whose product is annotated as coagulation factor VIII, procoagulant component. Gene Ontology annotation, molecular function: oxidoreductase activity; copper ion binding. NCBI's taxonomy places the organism in Eukaryota, Metazoa, Chordata, Actinopteri, Labriformes, Labridae. The record is from RefSeq and is a predicted model, not a curated record. Bases 22 to 4947 code for a protein of 1641 amino acids. The transcript has 27 exons.
UGGAGCAGCAGAGCCCGGGCAAUGUUUGACCUGCUCACCGCCAUGAUAGCGACCCUGUUGCCGCUUCUGCUGUUCUGCUUCUCCCCGGGAGAAACUCAACAAGACCCCGCUCCUGUCAGACAUUAUUAUGUAGCGGCUAAGGAAAUCGGCUGGGACUACAUCCACCUGGACGAUGCUGACCCAUUGUCUGAGCAGAGGGGGGGAAGGUCCAAAGAUAAUCCUCAAAAAUAUAUCAAGGCAGUGUACAGGGAGUACACAGAUUCCACAUACACUGUCCCCAGGCCAAGGCCAGCAUGGACAGGUAUCCAAGGCCCAGUGAUCGUGGCCAAGGCCAGUGACAGGGUGGUGGUUCACUUCAAAAACCUGGCCUCUCAGUCGUACAGUAUCAGCCCCGUGGGGAUCAGCUACUGGAAACUGUCUGAAGGAGCUGGGUAUGAUGACUCCACAACGGGUCAGGAGAAGGAGGAUGAUGCUGUCCCUCCUGGAGGAUACUAUGAGUAUGUGUGGGAUAUCAGCGCCAAAGACAGUCCCACCAUCAGUGAUCCAGAGUGUCUCACCUACUCCUACUCAUCCCAGGUGGACCCAGUCCGUGAUGUAAACUCAGGACUCAUCGGUGCCCUGCUUAUCUGCAAAUCAAGUGCUUUCUCUGAAGAUGGCCAGAGGAAACAUCCAGGGUUCGUCCUGCUGUUUGCCGUGUUUGACGAGACCAAAAGCUGGUACGGAGAGGUAGGGGAGAGAAUGAGCAGAGAGAAGUUCAAGAGGAGCAGCAACAGGAAAGAAUACCACACCAUCAAUGGAUAUGUCAACUCCACGUUACCCGGUUUGAAAGUGUGUCAGGGUCAUAAUCAUGUGUUUUGGCAUCUGAUUGGGAUGGGCACAGCUCCAGAAAUACACUCCAUUCAGAUUCAGGAUCACACCCUGCAGGUGUCGGCCCAUCGUAAAGCCACCAUGGAGGUGACUCCUAUGACAUUCAUCACUGCAAAUCUUAGACCUGCUACAGUUGGUCGCUUUCUCAUCAGCUGUCAGAUAUAUGCUCACCGCCACGAUGGUAUGAAUGCUCUGUUUGAGGUGGAGAAAUGCACAGAGCCUGCUGGACCAGGCAUGCGUAACGUCAAACAGAAGGAUGAAAUGGAAAACAGUUAUCAGGACUAUAACUUCAAUGUGGUCAACUCCAAUAGCUUUCAGACAUCACAAGUGCAAGUAAGAUCAUUCGGGGGCGAGCAGUCUCAGAUCUGGAAGCACUUCAUCGCCAUUGAAGAGGUCACCUGGGACUACGCUGGUCAUCUCAAACCCACAGACAUUAAGCUGCAGUCUGAAUAUCUGCCUGCAGCUCCACAUCACCUGGGGUACAGGUAUAAAAAAGUAGCCUAUGUGGAGUACACAGAUGGAUCUUUCACUCAGAAGAAAACCCCUGACUCGAUACUGCUGGGUCCUCUUCUGAAGGGAAAAAUCAAGGACCAAAUCCAUAUAACUUUGAGAAACAUGGCCGAUCGCCCUUUCAACAUCUACCCCAAUGGGAUUACCCAGAUAUACCCACUGGACAGGUCCUCAGAAGAGAAGGACCUGCGCUCAAUGGGAGUGCCCCCCAACGCGACAUUUACCUAUGUUUGGAGGCUAACAGUAGAUGAUGGGCCCUUGACUGGAGACCCACAGUGUCUGACCCAGAUGUAUCAGAGCACAAUAAAUCCAGAGAGGGACUUGGCUUCUGGGCUGGUGGGCACCUUUCUGAUCUGCAAGCAUGGAGCCUUAAACACCAAAGGACGCCUGAUUGUCCCUGAUAGUGAGUUGAGUGUGGUAUUUGCUGUGUUUGAUGAAAACAGAAGUUGGUACUUCAACGAAAACAUGCAGAAUUCCAGCCAAAUCACCCCAAACACAACUGAAUUCUACAAAUCAAAUGUCAUUCACAGUGUGAACGGCAUCAUGUUUAACACGCGACAGUUUGCCAUUCGCAAGACUGACGUCACCUUCUGGCAUGUGGCCAACGUGGGCACCCAGAGUGACUUCCUGUCAGUUUAUUUCACUGGAAACCUCUUCCAAUACCAAGGCCUCCACCAGUCUGUCCUCACCCUGUUCCCCAUGACUGGUGUGACUGUUUCAAUGGAAUCAGAGGUGAUAGGUGAGUGGGAGAUCAGCGCCUUCGACAGCAGCCUGAAAAAACGCGGCAUGAGUGUCCAUUACACUGUUCCUCACUCCAUCACCGGAGAGCACCAACUAGUUGACAGUCCUGAGGAUGAAGACCUUUCCGAGUUCAUGGAUGAUAUGCAGAGGAGCAGAAGGUCUCAUAAUCACACCGUGCUGGUCACAGUGUGUAAUAACAGUACUCAGUCAGUAAACACUUCUGGUCUAAAUGUCACUGAAGCUGAGAGGGCUGUAGGAAACGCAGGAUGUCAGCUGAAAGAAGUGACAAAAAUCACAUCAAUGGAUGAACUAAAUGAAGAAAUCCCUCUGGAUGUGCUGGAGGCAAUAGAUGGAGACGAAGAAUGGACUGAGUCUCAGACGGGGGCUGAAGCUGGAGGAGCGGGAGCCAGAAGACGGAGAAGACAAACUGAAGGGAACUGGACGGAUGUAGAUAUCAGUUCGGGGGCCUCUGAAGAUGGAGGCACUGAGAUAGAGAUUGGAGAACAGGCUGCAAAAAAUGUAUCUUACAGAAGUGAGGAGGUCAAAAUUGAUUUAAUUAGUGAAAUGUUAAGUUUAAAAAAUGAGACAAAGGAGGAGCUUGAGGAGAGUAACGAGAUCUUGUUGAACAAAGAUCCACUGCUGGACACGGAGAUCCACACUGAAGAAAAAACAGAUUCAGAAGAAAUGAAUCAAAACCAAAUUCUAUCUGAACUCCUAAGACGUCAUGUGGAGUUAAACCUCACAGCUGAUAACAACACCAUGAUGACGGACCUUUCUCUUGAGUAUGAUGACUACAGCCAAGAGGUUAACAGCACAUCAGAUGUAUUUGGCACGGACUACAUUGACCCUCGCUCUGGAGAGAUCAGAUCUCAAACUUACUACAUUGCUGCAGAGGAGAUCACUUGGGACUACGGCAUCAGAAAACCACGUCAGCUCAUUAAACCCAGGGAAAUGCGCCGUGGGAUGAGGAAGUUCUUGCCAGAGUAUAAGAAAGUUGUGUUUCGAGCCUACUGGGACGAAAACUUUAACAAUCCCUUAGGCAGAGGAGAGUUCCAGCAACACCUGGGAAUUAUGGGACCAGUUAUCAGCGCAGAGGUUAAUGAACGCUUCACUGUGCUCUUUAAGAACAAGGCAUCCAGACCUUACUCCUUUCACCUUCAGGGAGUCUAUGAUCAUGUACAUGGGGCUGGUAUUUCCCAAACUCACACCCCCACAGCUCCGCCCGGGGUCCCAGGAGAUCCUGUGCCUCCUGGGGAGGCACGGACCUACAACUGGAAAGUAACCAAGAAGCAAGGGCCAUCCGAGAAUGAAUUUGACUGCAAAGCUGGAGCUUAUUACUCCACUGUGGAUAAGGAGAGGGACCUUCAUUCAGGUCUGAUCGGUCCACUGUUGAUCUGCAAACCAGAUACCCUUCAGACUCAGAAAAUGCUGGAAAAAAACGUUGCAGAGUUCUCCCUUCUUUUCCACAUGUUUGAUGAAACUAAAAGCUGGUACAUGGAGGAGAACCUGCAGCGUCACUGUGCACCACCCUGUCAGGUCAACACUGAGGACCCUUGGUACCACACCAGCAACAAGUUUGCAGCAAUAAAUGGUUACGUGGCAGAGACACUCCCGGGCCUGUUGGCUGCUCAGCGCCAAAAAGUUCGGUGGCACCUGCUGAAUGUCGGAAGUGACGGUGAAUACCAUGCUGUACACUUCCAUGGUUUACCUUUCACCGUUCACACGAAUCAGGAACACCGUAUGGGGGUCUACAAUCUCUACCCUGGUGUGUUUGCUACAGUUGAGAUGGAACCCCCCAACGUUGGCACAUGGCUGGUGGAGAACACCAUAGGAGAGUACCAGCUGGCUGGCAUGAGAGCUAAACUACUGGUCCAUAACCCAAAAUGUGUAAUGCCUCUGGGGAUGAAGUUAGGACGGAUUGAAGAUUCCCAGAUCACAGCGUCAGAUAACAUGGAUAGCUGGCAGCCAAGGCUGGCCAGACUGGAUCAGUCCGGUUAUAUCAAUGCCUGGAUGGGCAGAAACAGUAACUCCUGGUUACAGGUGGACCUGCAGAGGCCCACCCUGCUGCAUGGUGUGCAGACACAGGGGGUCAGGGCUAAGCUGUGGGACUACUUCAUCAGAGUCUUUAGCAUUUCUUACAGUCUGGACCAAGAGACCUGGAGCACUUACAGAGGAAACAAAACAAAGCAGAAGCAUAGGUUUCCUGGUAACAUUGACAGCUCCAGUGUGAAAACAAACCCCAUCAUUCCACCGAUUGUUGCCCGCUAUGUCAGGAUUCAUCCCUUAGAUUUUAAACACAGGCCUGCCCUGAGACUGGAGCUGUUGGGCUGUGAUCUAAAUAGUUGCUCUCUGCCUCUCGGGCUCCAGAAUCAGAUGUCCUCGAUUCCAGACAACAGCUUUAUAGCUUCAUCACAUUAUUCAUCUCUGCUGCGAAGCUGGGCCCCCCAUCUCGCCCGCCUACAUCUGGAAGGCAGCACCAAUGCCUGGAGGCCAAAGAACAACAACCCCCAUGAGUGGCUGCAAGUUGACUUGGGGAAGGUAAAACGCAUCACAGCAGUCAUAACCCAAGGAGCACGAUCACUGCUGACCCAAAUGAUGGUGACGGAGUUCUCAGUCACCAUAAGCCGCGAUGGACACCAAUGGGACAGUGUGCUAGAAGAGAGCUCCCAAAGAGAAAAGAUCUUCCAAGGAAACAACGAUUCGGAUGAGGAGGCUUUCAAUGCUUUUGACCCCCCUCUGUUUGGCAAAUUCCUUCGUAUCCACCCGCGGGGUUGGAUUAAUGGCAUCGCUCUGCGCCUGGAGUUACUGGGCUGUGAAACCCAGCAGUGAUUCUGACACACAUGGCUUAUCUAACCAACACCAUGCAGCAGCAUUUUAGCAAACAAAUAUAUCAUUGUUUCAUUAUGUUGUCAUUGCUUGAAAGAUGAAAAUGUUAUUUUGUUAUUCUGAGCACUUAUAAAGUGACAUAUAUUUUAUAAGACUAGUCGUACAGGAGAGCUGCUUCUCCUCUCUCCACAGCGUUUACAUUUGUAUCCCUUUUCACAUCAUGUUUUUGGUCAUUUAAGCUGGAAAAUUGUUGUAUUGUGUUUGUCUUUAUUUUGAUAUUGUAAUGUUGAAAAAAAGAAGGCGUUUAUUUAAAGGCAAGUAUUUUAUAAGACCUCAAGAAUUCUAAAAACAUAUCUUGAGCUACACAGUGUUUUGUAUGUCAAGCUAACCUAUUUUAAGUGCGUGUAAAUAUUUCAGAGCCAGAUGGAUGUAUAAACUUUGAAUGGUUGAUGUAUAUUGUUAGAAAAGUCUGUAUUAACAUAUUUUUAUGCUUUACUGGAGUUUACAUAAAUACUGAAUCUCAAA